This is a messenger RNA of Prorocentrum cordatum, 1560 nucleotides long. NCBI's taxonomy places the organism in Eukaryota, Dinophyceae, Prorocentrales, Prorocentraceae. The record is from the annotation of a GenBank genome assembly.
AUGGCCCUGCGGACCGGUGAGACCCCGAUCGGGUCGCUCUCCAUGCUGGGCGAACGGCAUACGGAUCCGGGCACCUCGUGGCCACUGGCUUCGCUCAGGCAGCUCAAGGCCAAGAACGUGCAGCAGGGAGACGGGGCAGACCCAGACAUGGGCACCCGCAGCUACGACGUGAGGAGGGCAUCCAGUGGAUCCAGGAGCACGACAGCAGCGAGUCUGAUUCCGAGGACCAGGCGACCACACGGGAUUCGCGGCAACGCCGCCGCUGGGGCGGCGGCGGGCAGCUCCGCGAGCGCGGCGGGGCGAUCGGCCAGCCCAGAAGUCCAGGAGCGGCAGACCGACCCGGGACCCGGGACGUCGUGGCCGAUGACCUCGCUCAGACACAUGAAGGCGGCCUCCAAGAACUUGCCGCCAGUCUCGAGCUUCGGAGACGGAGGAGACUCAGACUUCGGCACCCGCAGCGACACGUUCAGCACGUUCCGUGCGAGAAGGGGAUCCACAUCGAGCCUGUUUCCGAGGAUCUCAUCCAGCGGGGCGCUGGACAUGCCGUCGAGGCGGAAUUCCAUGCCCGACGUCGGCAUGGUGCCGGAGAGAGUGGCCGGCCCUGACAGGCUGCAGUCGAACUCGCUGCUCCGCUGGAGCUCCCUGAACGACUCGCAGGCCCAGACUCAGAGGAGCCUCUCCGACGCCGUCAGCCGCAGCUUUGGCGCUCUCCCGACGGUGGGCAGCAGGUUCCCCUCGCCGCCGCAGAGCAAGGGCCCAGCCGACCUGCCGCGAAGCUCGAAGCGGCGGACAUCCUGGUCGACCGAGCUGGUGCCGCUCUAUGAGGCCGGCGCGGAGUGCAGCGACAGGACUACGAAGACCAUCUCGGGCUUCAUCGGCCCUCCGAGCCGUGCCUCCUCGGGUGCGGCGUGUUCGGCGACCCCUGCGGGGAGCAAGGAGCGCAAGGCGGGCAUCGGCUUCGGCCUCGACCGGCCGUACAACGAGAAUCGGGAGACGUUCUCGACGUGCGCGCCCAGCCCGGUCGCGUCCGAGAGCGACGGAUCCCAGGCGUCCGAAGACACGGAGCUGCAGGUGCCUCUCGCGCCCACGUUGCUCGAGGUCUACGCCGGCUACGCGGACGAGGAGGUAGAGGUUCACGACAGGUUCAUGUCCUUGGCCUUCAAGCGCUUCGCGGUUUACGGGGCCCACGAGGUUACGCGCGAGCUCUUGCACGACGCUCUUAUCCACAUGGGUUUUCUGACCAGCACGAAGCAGCGAUCUCUCUACUUGGCCACGCAGCUUUCCAAGUUUCAGAAUUUCGACUACAUGGACUUCGUCGGGUACGUGAGCAGGGUCGCCGUCCUCGAGCGCAACGCGAUCCGCCAGCGCGCGGGCGCGUGCCUGUCGGAGCUCCCCGACGGCGACGACGACGGCGCGGCGGCACUCGACCGGGUGCAGCAGUUUCUGCGCUCCGCCGGCGUGUGCUUCCCGUACAGCCACGUGGAAAAGAUGCGUAAGGCAGCGAGGUUGGAUGACAAAAGGCCGAAGGACAUGAGCACCAACGACCCGACCUCCUGUUGA